Molecule: messenger RNA, 5611 nt
Organism: Phycodurus eques (leafy seadragon)
Lineage: Eukaryota; Metazoa; Chordata; Actinopteri; Syngnathiformes; Syngnathidae
Product: regulator of G-protein signaling 9-like
Exons: 16
Coding region: 3231-4754 (507 amino acids)
Biological process (GO): G protein-coupled receptor signaling pathway; regulation of G protein-coupled receptor signaling pathway; intracellular signal transduction
Source: RefSeq, a predicted model, not a curated record
UAAAACAACACGUUCGAACAUGCAGAAGGGGACUCUCGUGUAGGGUGUGUCGAGGACUGUUUAUGUGCCUCUCUGGCCAACUUUCCCGGCCAUUAUUAAACAAGAAAAAAGCUGGCCUCGCCGCACAUCCACACGUUGAGACAGAGAAAAGAAAUGCGACAUUUGCUGUCUUUUUUUUAUUUUUAUUUUUUUUAAGUCGACUUUACCUUUGAUAACGUUGCUGUAAAUGGUGGCUCGGAAGUCCUCUCGGGCUCUCUGGUCGAAGUCCUGGCCGUGGAUGAUCCGCAUUUGUUUGAGGAACGUCGACUUGCCGCUCUCGCCCGCGCCGAGCAGCAGGAUCUUCACUAGGCGCUUCACGUAGGUUUUCUCCCGGGAGAGCCGCCGGUCGAUCUCCUUGGAGCGGCGGACCUGCUCCACCUCGCCGCUGUUGAGCAGACACACGGGCAGGCAAACUUUGAGCACGGAGCGCGACGGCAGGAAAUCCGCCAUGUUCGCGAGAGCCUCAUCGAUGCUAAUUUGGCUGCGCUGUGCGGCGGCGUAAGGAGGCACGGGACCAAGCCCCUUCCCUCCACUCAGGAAGUAGACUUGUUUGGUCGGCCGUCUCCGGUGUGCGCGGACACGGCAUGAUUAGCUCGUUAAAACUCCGCCAUAUCUUAUCUUUGCGCCGUUUGGACGUCGAGGAAAAGACGUAUUUAUAUCGACUGUAGUUUACACGUAUGACGCUAGCUAGGAGGAGGGUACGAUGUAAGCGCUAAGGAGUUCUUGGGUGUGUGUAUGUGACGCCAUAUCAAAAGCUAUAAGUGACAAAAAUAGGCAUUUUAUUAUUAUAUCAAACGCAGGAACGACCGUAAAAUUAAACUUUAAACUCUCGAUAAUGGAACGUCGCCCUCCAGAGGGCAGUGGUGGUACCAGUGGUGGGUAGAUUAGACACACAAUUUACUCAAGUAAGACAACUGUUACCUCUCAAUAAUGCUGCUCAACUAAAAAGUCGUCCUCCAAGUAAUUACUGAAGUAAAGGUAUAAAGUGUAGGGGUGGGUCAAAUAUCGAUUAAUCACAAUAAUAAUUAACUGAUCACAAUAUUCUUCACCCAGCUCAAUAUCGACUCAGGGAGUCCUCUGAAUUGAUUCACAGUCUGACCACUGGAGGGCGCAUAAGAUCUACCUCUGCACACUUAGCUAUAGCCAGAAAUGAAGGUCAUGUGAUAUAUAUAUAUUUUUUGAAGUGAUCUAUCACAAUUUCCAAGAGGUAAGAAAUAUUAUUGAAGUUUGCAAGCACUUUCCUUUUUCAUGCACUCUGGUGUGAGUAGCCCAUCCCCCACCAUUUCAGAAUUUGAGCUGUCCAGUGACACGGUUGGCAGGAGCGCGACCGGUCAGCAGUCACAUUAUGUUAAUCGCCGUACCGUGGCCCAAGGUUGAACCCAGGCAGGCUUUCACCUGUCAUGGUGGGGUAAGGUCUCACUUGCUGGGACAGCUACCCUGUUUUUGUGCCAGCUAGCUAUCGAGCUCCCUCAGCAGUUUCUAGCUCUCGUCAGUUUCCAUUCCGAAGGCCCAGGUGCUUGACUCUGCUAUGCUGUGGUUUUCCUGCUCCACCCUUGAACUCUUUCCCAUCUGCCUUGCAGUGGUUAAUCCUGCUUUACUUUCUCCCGCUCACCUGUCGUCCACCUUCAGCGUUAGCUCCUUCAUCCCUGCUGCUCCUCGGGCUCGGCUACCGGACACUUUCUCCGGUGAACGUUUUUCAUUUCGUCUUCAAAUCCGCUACGCUGGAUGGGAUGGACAUUUGCUCAUACACGCUAACCCCCCGUUAUUGUUAUUGUUUCUGUUUAUCAUACUGUAAAGCGUCUUUAGGUGUCCAGGAAAACACUCUAGAUAUUGAUUCAUUGUAAUUUGAGUAUUGAUAUUAUUAUGUCCACACCCAUGAGUAAAUUGUUGUGUGUGCUUAUUUUAUGAUUAUAGUCCAAAGUUACUAUUAAAUUUUGAAGGUGAGCCUCCUCUAAUGUAAUUUACAGUAGUGGCAUUUGAUUGACAGUUAACGGCUGAGCGGGGCGUGGUUUCAGAACAUUCAGUGGACACACCCACAGUGUUUCAGAGUGGCGAACAUGGCUUUAUUUGCCAUACUUUUUAAGUCUCCUUUUAUACAGUAUAUUUUACGAUGUAUUUUUUUAAUCAUUCAAAUUGGGCAACGUUGUUAAUAACACUCUUCUCUGUAGCGUGUCAAAUUUACAUGACAUUUAUUGGUUUUUGUUUGUUUGUUGCUUUACAGGGUCUUUAAAACAAAAACGUGUCCCCUUUCUUGAGCCUUGGGUAGUAGAUACCGAUUUUACUUGGGAAAACUCUCACAGCACACGUGAUACCACCAAACAAAAAUGUCACAGAAAUGAUCGAUUGUGAAAUAAUGUUCCUCUCGUAGAGUCCCGCUGCAGCUAAAAAUGUAAAAAUGGCAACUGCUAUGUAUUUAUGUGAUUUAUAGCAUGAAGUUACAUCAAAGACACCCAGGAGUCGCAAUCAAGUGGAUUCAUAGCACCUGCAAUGUUUUAAUCGUUGUGUUAAAACUGGAAUCACACACAAAAUGGAUUUAAAUGUGCAGUACGGUAUUUAUUAUAUGGGUCAUAUGAGUUAAUAUGACGCUUGCUCGGAGCACAAGGAGGCCAUGUAAGCUCAAACAGAGGUUUUGGGUGUACAGUCGACGACAAAUCUCAAUUUGUAAUCGACAAAAUAAUUAUUUUAUUAUUUGUAUUAAGCAGGGGAAUGAACACAAACGGACACUAAAACUCAAUGAUGGAAACCUGCCAUCUAGAGGAUGCUUUUGGUCAUAGUAACUUUGCUUGGGGAGAAAAAAAAAUGCCGCCUUCUUAUUGGUCCAUUGCUUUCAGGUUGAGGUAUGGUGCGUUCAUAGGCAUCGGAGAUGAACUCGUGUAAAAGGCUGUCUUUGACGGUAGAAAAAACGAAGUGACGCCUUAACCAUGUUUAAAAGGCACCACACCUGAGCAUUUAUUAUUACAACUAGUAAUUUAUCGAUGGGAUCUUGUUGAUUUGCCACUAAUAGCAAUACAACUCGUUUUUUCCGAGCUUUUGGGGAGCACAGGAAGACACCACUGGUACUGAUCGUUGCACGUCCCCUCCAGCCAGCAAGCAUCCCUACGCGAGACAGCUCACAGCGUGCGCGCGUGUGUGUGUGUGUGUGUGUGUGUGUGUGUGUGUGUAGUAAGUGGACAUUAUUAUCAUCGGUGAUCAUGACAAUUAGAAACACUCUGCGGGAUCACGGGCAGAGGUACCGACCACGGAUGGCGUGUCUGAAAAAGGCGGAAAAGGUAUUGCUGGAGAUGCAGGAUCCCAAAUCGGGAGUGAAGUCUCAGCCACAACGACUUGUCAUCACCACAAUACCGCAUGCCAUUACCGGCGAAGACAUUGUUGCUUGGCUGGCAGACAGAUUCCAAAUAGACACAAGAGAGGCCAGGUGUUUGGGCUCCAUGCUGGUGGCGCUGGGCUUCGUGUACCCUCUGCAGGACCACAAACGCUUGCUGCUCAAGCCCGAUGCGUCGCUCUAUCGCUUUCAGACGCCGUACUUCUGGCCCGCCCAGCAGUGGCCCGUGGAGGACACAGAUUACGCAAUCUACCUGGCCAAGAGGAACAUACGCAAAAAGGGAAUCCUGGAGAUGCACGAGCAGGAGCAGUACAACCGCCUUCAUAAGUGGAUGAAUCACAAGUGGGACUUCAUCGUGAUGCAGGCGAAAGAGCAGUACAGGGCCGCUAAGGAGAGGAAGAAACCAGACCGUGUGGUGUUUGACUGUCAGGAGAGGGCUUACUGGGUGGUCCACAGACCCCCGCCAGGCACCGUGAGUGCCAUGGACUACGGACUCGACCGGCGAAUCGAUCCAAACGCAGACGAGUGCUUUUUCUUCUCGCAGGCGAAAACGCCGGACUACUACGAGAGAAUUAUGAUCUUCACCCAGCACUCCAUCAUGAGGCCCAGAGUCAAGUCGUCCGUAUCCAUCGGCGCGUUGGUGAAAUACAGCGCCACUUACAACAACCACGACCCGUUCCUCUCCAAAUGUCUUCCCAGCAACCCCUGGCACACCGACGACAUCACAUAUUGGACCUUGAACAUGCCCAAUGUAGAAACGCCGACCAAGAUGCGUGUGGAGCGCUGGACGUUCAGCUUUGGCGAGCUGCUCUCGGACCCCCGUGGCCGCGACGACUUCAGGCGCUUUCUGAAAAAAGAGUUCAGCGGUACAACGAUGAUGAUGAUACCAGAGGAUAUGUGGGAUUACAAAAUGAUCGCUUUUUUUACAGGUGAAAACUUGGCAUUCUGGGAAGGCUGUGAGGAUUUAAAGUGGGGCACGGCAGCGACGAUGCAGGAGAAGGCAGAGCAGAUCUACAAGACGUUCCUGGCCCGCGGUGCCCCGCGGUGGAUCAACAUCGACGGGAAGACGAUGGAGAUCACGGUGAACGGCCUGAAGCAUCCGCACAGAUACGUGAUGGACGCCGCCCAGACCCACAUCUACAUGCUCAUGAAGAAAGACUCGUACGGCCGCUACAUGAAAUCGCAGGUUUUCAAGGACACGUUGAAAAAGGCCAACUGCCCCGAGGAACACAAGUUCACCGACGCCCAGUUGGAGCAGAAUGCUAAGAGCCGGCGGCCCAGCCUCAGUCCCAUCGUCCUCCGGCAGCAGGAGCUGGAGGAGCGCGCCAAGAUGGCCACCAACACGCCCGUCGACAUCACACAGGUCAUGAGCAAACUCAGCAGGCAGAAAUGAUGACGCUGUCUUUGUCUGUCAGCUUGUUCUAUCCGGGCGUUUUCCAAAUGUUGAGCAUUUUUGUGUGACUUUUAUUAGUUUAUUUACUAUAACUUUAAUUGUAAAUAGAUUAUUAUUAUUAGUAGUAGUAGCAGCAGCAGUAGUAGGUCGCAGUUGCAUUGUUAUUAAUAUUCUUACUGUUAGAUUGUCUAAAAAAUAUUUUCCUCCACUUUAAAAUUCUGUAAAACAUGUAUUAUUAUUAUUAUUUAUUAUUAUUAUUAUUAUUAUUAUUAUUAUCAUCAUCCUGUAGUAUUUAUUUGAUUAAGUUAGCCGUUUCUGUCAAAAAACCCGUUAAUUAUAACUUAGUUAUUAUUUUUAAUUAAUCUUAUUAAAUAAUUGGGUAAUUGUUUUAUUGUAAAUAAUAAAAUGAAAAAGUAUUUGUAAAAUAAACAAUUCUAUAAAUACAUUUAACAUUUUGUUUUUAUUUGAUUAAAUAAAUUUUACUAUUAUGUACAGUAUGUUACAAUUUACAAUUAAAUCCAUGAUAAAUAAUAAUAUUUAAAAAUGAGGAUUGAUUGUUAUUUUAUUUAAAAAAUAAUAAUUAUUAUUUUUACAUCAUCAAUAAAAAAUAAAAAAAAGUUUGCCCACCCCUGAUCUUAAUUGUUUUCAUCCAGUUUUUAAAAAAAAUCUCUAAAUGUUUUUUUUUCAUUUUCUAAAUCACAAUCGUGGCCCUAAAGAUACAUUUUGAAUUUACUUAAUUAUUAUUUAAAUAAGAUAUAAAAGAAUAAAAUAGGCAAAUGAAAUAUAAUAAAUAUUUCAUUUGCCUAUUUAAAAAAAAAAAAAAUACACAAUUUAGUAAACAUAUUUUAUUUCAGACC